Molecule: messenger RNA, 987 nt
Organism: Tribolium castaneum (red flour beetle)
Lineage: Eukaryota; Metazoa; Arthropoda; Insecta; Coleoptera; Tenebrionidae
Exons: 3
Coding region: 143-895 (250 amino acids)
Source: RefSeq, a predicted model, not a curated record
ACAUAUCUUUUUCCUUUCAUUUUACCAACAAAAUCCUACCAUAUAAAUAGCCUCUCGCCAACUCCUUCGACCAUCACAAAUCUCCCGGAUUUAGUGCAGUGCAUAACUAUCUCUAGUGUAAAAUCAUCGUAGCCACACACCCAUGGCUUACCGUCUUGUGAUAGCCUCCUUCGGGAUUCUUUCCUUGCUGGGUCUGUGCGACGCCGGGCACCAUGGCCACCACCACAAAAAGGUCAUCAUCCACGUGCCCUUCAAAGUCAAGACCAUCCACCACACGCACACAAUCGUGAAGCACGUGGGCCACGGGGGCGGCGGCGGCGGCGGCGAAUUCUACAAAGUCAUCGGCUACUCCGGCGGCAUCGACGACGGUGAAGUCGUGACGCACGGCCAUGGCGGCGGCGGCGGCGGUGGAGGCGGCGGCGGCCACGGCUGGCACGGCGGCUUCGAGGGCGGCUUCGGGGGCGGCCACGGCGGCGCUGAGGAAUCGCACUCGAUUGGAGGCGGCCACGGCUACGAAACGGCCAGUCAGAGCGGCGGCAUCGGCGGCGGUCACGGCUACGCCCUUGGGGGUGGAGGCGGCGGCGGCGGCGGCGAUGAGGGCGGGCACCACGAAAUCGGCCACGCCUCGCUGAGCUCCGGGGGCGACGUCGGCGGAGGGCUGGGCUCGUACGGCGGCGGCCACGAAGGCGGGUUCGGCGGCGGUCAUGAGGGCGGCUUCGGGGGCGGCUCGGCCGAGGGCGGCUACGGCGGCGGGUUCGAGGGCGGCUUCGGGGGCGGCCAUGUGAGUGAAGGGUUCGGCGGACACAGCGAGGGGUUCAGCGCAGGAGGCGGCGAUGGGGGAAAUAGCUACGAGAGCUAUGGAGGAGGAGACGGAGGUCAUCAAGGCUACGAUUAGGUUUAAUUCAUUUCCUCUCUCUACAAAUGUCUACUAGUCCUUAAUUUAGCGCUUUUAUUUUAUUUUUUGUUGAUUUUACACUGUUGUUACAU